This is a messenger RNA of Chanos chanos (milkfish), 1320 nucleotides long. RefSeq names its product phosphatidylinositol glycan anchor biosynthesis, class F (gene pigf). Gene Ontology annotation, biological process: GPI anchor biosynthetic process. The transcript is spliced from 6 exons. Bases 417 to 1076 code for a protein of 219 amino acids. Lineage: Eukaryota; Metazoa; Chordata; Actinopteri; Gonorynchiformes; Chanidae. Gene Ontology annotation, cellular component: endoplasmic reticulum membrane. The record is from RefSeq and is a predicted model, not a curated record.
AGCACAUUUUGUCUUACUCUGAUUUUGAAAAUUGGUCUUUUACCUAUAUUUUUUCGUAUUUUUAAUUUUUAUUCCUUCAGUAUCCAAAGUUAGUGCUAAAGGUUUAUGGUCUUACCUGAGACGCAGCUGAACGUCAUUGGAGUAACUGAGUGUCACUCUCAAUGACUGGUUGACCUCCCUGUGUUAAUGCCGAGAAACUGAAUAGAUGAUACGAUAACACAGAAAAUAAAAGAACUGUUGUCAGUUUAUCAUUACCCGCGUUUCUUAAUGUGUAUGGCCAAAAGAGGUACCUUUGUUCGUACUUGUGAUUGAUUACUGGCCUUUGUACUGAAGAACUGUCCUGUGUUUUGGAUGCAGGCUAGCGAGCAAACCGACGUCCUGGAAAGACAUACUUAGUUUGGUUUUAAGAUCACAUCAUGUGGGACGCGGAGAUCAGAGGCAUGGCGUCAGCCCACGCCAUCAUUGCCUCCUCUGUUUUCAUGGCAACCGUCAUGCCCGCCGUGCUAGUGGAAAAGUUUUCGGUAUAUGGGACCCACCUGGUUUGGCUGUAUUCUGUCGCUGGAUCCGUCGCUGUGGUCAACAUCGCCGUAUAUUGGCUCCUCGGCAUUGGCCCACCGACAAAGAAGAAUACACUGAGUUACAAAGUGUCUAGAUUGAUCCGGUCCUGUCUAUACUUUCUCUUCUCGUGCCUGUUUUUCCAUACUGUGGUGGUGCUGUAUGGAGCACCUCUCCUAGAGUCUGCUGUGGAGACGUUCUCUCUGGCUGUGCUGCUGUCCACCCUGACGACACUGAGGUGCCUUUGUAUCCUGGGCCCUAACGUUCAGGCGUGGAUUCGAGUUUUCAGCCGUGAUGGGGCAAUGUCUGUAUGGGACACUUCUCUGCAGAUAACUACUGGGUGCAGUGUUGUUGGAGCCUGGCUUGGGGCUUUUCCCAUUCCUCUGGACUGGGAUAGACCAUGGCAGGUGUGGCCUAUUUCUUGCACACUGGGUGCCACCAUUGGGUUCCUGACAGGUUUGGUUGCUGCGCCAGUAUGGAUCCACUGGCAUCGCAAGCAGCUGACCUACAAGAUCAAAUGAAGGGCAAAAUGGCUUGAAGCUAAAGGCCAGGUAGACGUGGGAGAGAGAGGACUUCCCAGAGGUAUACAAGUUCACAGACAGAGCACCAUGAUGUCCAAAACAUGCCCGCAACCCCUUCGAAGAAACGACAGACAUUGUCUACUGAGGUCAAAAGCACAAUUAUUUAAAAAAAGAAAAAAAAAAAAGUUUUUUUUUGUCAUGAAUAUGAAAAAAAGACAUCACGCUCUUGUCUCCUAUGCUUGUA